Molecule: messenger RNA, 1122 nt
Organism: Adineta ricciae
Lineage: Eukaryota; Metazoa; Rotifera; Eurotatoria; Adinetida; Adinetidae
Source: the annotation of a GenBank genome assembly
AUGUCUGAGAAAACGAACGACGAUCAAUAUGACACUUACGCUGAUAUCGAAGUAGUGAAAGUUCCAUUCGAUGUAGCUCAAUGCGAUGGUGAUCUUAUGUACACUUAUUUACCGAAUUGGUUAAAUAGUCUCACUGAUGAAGAAUUACGAACACCGCCCAUGUUACCAAAUGUCUUUCAACAAUAUAUUCGACGUUCUCAUUUAGAAGCAACUAUGGCAAACAGUGUUCGCAAAAUGGCUUUGAAUGAAGAUCGAUUAUUUACAGUUGAUGAUUUUGAAUUCGGUCGACCACUUGGUAAAGGAGCAUUCGGUAUUGUCUAUUUGGCUCGACUGAAGAAAACUAAGUUCAUCUGUGCAUUAAAAAUGCUUCAUAAAAGUAAAAUCAAUGAAUAUUCCAUGGCUGAACAAGUUAAAAUCGAAACCGAAUCAGGUUUUAAACUUAAUCAUCCAUUAAUUUUAACAAUGUACGAUGUAUUUCAUGAUGAAAAACGGUUUUAUUUCAUGCUUGAAUACGCACCUCAUGGACAAUUGUAUCGGUUCUUACAAAAAGUUCGUCGAUUUUCUGAUCGUCUCGCUGCUACUUAUAUCUAUCAAAUCUGUCACGCACUGGAAUACUGCCAUAGUAAAAGUAUCAUUCAUCGUGAUUUGAAACCGGAAAAUAUUCUUGUCGAUUGUUGCGGAAAUCUUAAAUUAGCAGAUUUCGGUUGGUCAACAAAGAUUCGUCACGCUGAUACAAUGAAUACAACCGCAUGUGGUACACUUGAUUACUUAGCACCGGAAAUCGUUGGUCAUAAACAAUAUCAAUACCAAGUGGAUAACUGGUGUGUUGGUGUACUUGCAUACGAACUUUUAGCUGGUCGUGCACCAUUUGAAGGCACAGAUGAUGAAACGAAAUCGAAAAUAGCAAGCAUCAAUUAUAAAUUUCCGGAUUAUUUUUCUCAAACGGCACGACGUUUUAUUGAUAAUCUUUUACAAAAAGAUCCGAAAAAACGAAUGUCACUUCUCGAUUGUAUUGCUCAUUCAUGGUUACAAAAGAAUGCCUACAAAUACAUGUUCGGUCCCUACAAAUGUCCGAUUUAUCAUAGCAUAUGUCAAUUUGUUAAUCAUGAUAUGUCAUCGUAA